Molecule: messenger RNA, 2454 nt
Organism: Penicillium oxalicum
Lineage: Eukaryota; Fungi; Ascomycota; Eurotiomycetes; Eurotiales; Aspergillaceae
Product: deadenylation-dependent mRNA-decapping factor PAT1
Exons: 3
Coding region: 1-2454 (817 amino acids)
Biological process (GO): P-body assembly; deadenylation-dependent decapping of nuclear-transcribed mRNA
Cellular component (GO): P-body
Molecular function (GO): RNA binding
Source: RefSeq, a predicted model, not a curated record
AUGUCUUUCUUUGGCUUCGAUACCAAUCUCCCUCGGGAUCGCCAACAGGGUGGUUCCGCGCGGGGAUUUUUCGAGAACCCGGAUCCCUUCGCGGAGGUAGCUCGUGCGCAAGCACAGGAUGAUGACGAUGGAAUCGAUUUCGAGGACACUUACGACGGCCUCGGCGAUCAACUGGACGAUGACCAGGACGCCUUCAAUGACGACACCUUCGGCGGUGCGGAUGCUGGAACGAAUUCUGGAGGCCAGGUCGGCCGUGACUUUGACUUCUUCGGAACCACAGCCAAGGUCGCCGAUGUGAUCGGUGAAGAGCAGGUCCGCUAUGCGCUGCAGAAUCCAUCUGCGGCCCCAUUGGCGGCCCAGCAGCAUGCGAAUAGCCAGGCUUCCAUGCCGACGGGCGGCACCACUGCGGCGACGACCACCACAUCCACCAAGCGCUCUGGAUACGAGAAAUAUUCGGAUCCGGAUUUUAUUCCCGAUCUGCAAGCAAAGUCGAGCGUUUGGGGCAUCUCGCAGAAGAAGCCCGACCCGACCCCAGCCAUGUCUCGGAGACCGAUGAUGAGCUUGGAAGAGGUCGAGGCUCAGAUGCGCCAACGCUCCCAGCCCGGGCCGAUGAUCCACCCUCAUUCGAUGCCACAGCACCCGGGUGAACCGCCGUACCUUCCCGCAUCUCAGUUCCCACAGGGUGUGCCCGAGGGCUUCCCCGCGAUUCCCCCAGAGUAUUUGCGAGCGGCGAUCGAGAAGGGCGUGCUUCCCCCCGGCAUGCCCGGCCUCCCCCCUGGAAUCCCUGAGCUUCAUGGCGCCCCCGUCAUGUCGGGUCCUCCGCCGAUGCACAUGCCGCCGCAGAAUCUUCCUCAGCAGGGUCCCCGCCAUGCUGGUCCGCCCCAAGGCCAGCGAGGGCAGCAGAUGCCACCCCCACCGGCUCGCGGGCCAAAUGGGGGCCUGCCUGUCAUUACCAACCCACAGCAACUCAUGCACCUGACGGAAGAACAACGCAACGCUUACUUGGUCGAGGAUGCCAAACGGGCAAAGCGCAACCACAAGAUUUUCCUUCUUUCGCGCGGUAACGGCUUGAUGACACCCCAGGACAAAAACUUCAUUACCCGUAUCCAGCUGCAACAGCUUGUGGCUGCCGCCGGCAAUGUGGCCGAUGCUGACGCCGAAGCAGUGCUCGCUGAGGACUUCUACUACCAGGUCUACAGUCAAAUUCGCGGUGCGCCGCGUCAACACCCGCAUCAGCCUCUCGGACACUUUGCUCAGACCUACUUGCUGCAAACUGGAAAUCGACUGGGUGGGCACGGCAACCGCCGCGCUUUCCAGAGCGCCGAUAAUCACAUGCAGCGUAUGCAGCAGCAGGUUCAGCGGGCGGUGGAAGCCGCAAAGGCGAAGCCCAAGAACAAACAGCUCAUCAUCGAGGGUAGUUUGGGAAAGAUCUCCUUCAGCAAUGCCAAGGCACCCAAACCCAUGCUUAACAUCAAGCGGCCAGACAGUUCCGAAGGCCCCCGACCGAAGAAGGUGCAAUCAGAUCUCAGUCUCAGCGACCGCAAAUCCAUCUUGACGAACAUUGAGAGCGUCUACAGUGCCCUGAUGGCUAUGGAGGACAUGGAGCGCACGAUGCCACCACCCCCCGAGGAGGGCGACGCCGAAGCAAUUCAGGCACACAUGGAAUGGCGGCAAAAGGUCCACUCGUUGAACCAGAAGCUGUGGCGCGCUCUCAAAGUGAUGGAGCCUAUCGUCCCCAACUCCACUACCCCUCAUCCGUUCAUCGCGUUCCUCUCUUACCCGAAAGGCAAGAAGGCCAUCCCUCGUAUCUUCCGUCACAUUGAUCAGGAGCAACGGGUCACCAUCCUGACCAUGAUUGUUGUCCAUUUGGAUAGCUUGGAUGUCGUGCGUCUUGCGCAGCCCGUCCCCGGCGAGGCUCAACCGUCCCUUGCGGUGCGCGAAUCCAUUGACCUCUUCUCCCUCGCGGUCAUGCCGAGCUUGUUGGGCUACGUGAAUGAAGCCCCAUUCAACAUUAUCAUCGGACUCCUCGGACUGGUGAUUGCGCAGACCCACGUGCAAACGGUGGCUCGCACCAAGGUUGGUCUCGGCAUCCUCACUAUGCUGCUCAGUCGGGCCGAGAUUGUGAAGGAGGCUGGCCAGGCUGCCGAGCGAGACUGGCAGCAAUGGGUGGAGAAAUUCAAUAUCUUGUUCGACACGCUGGAACCCGGCCUUGCCGACAUUUUCCCCGGUGCCAUCAACACCGGAGACGACAUGUAUGUGUGGCAGUUCCUUGCUGCCGUCGGUAUCGGUGCUAGUCCAGAGCAACAGCAGCGUCUGGUCAUUGCUGUGAAGGACCGGGUUAUGGAGACGGUUGGCUACAGUAAGACACUGCCUGCUGAUAUGGCCAGCCAGCGAUUGGGUAACGUCAAUUUGUUCAUGAGGGCCAUUGGACUUGACGUGGAACUUCUUGGUUGA